This is a messenger RNA of Alnus glutinosa, 957 nucleotides long. RefSeq names its product putative F-box/LRR-repeat protein 23. Gene Ontology annotation, molecular function: protein binding. Bases 59 to 889 code for a protein of 276 amino acids. The transcript is spliced from 2 exons. NCBI's taxonomy places the organism in Eukaryota, Viridiplantae, Streptophyta, Magnoliopsida, Fagales, Betulaceae. The record is from RefSeq and is a predicted model, not a curated record.
CUUCUCGAAUCUUCUUUCUUUCUUCUUCAAAAUCAGACGUGGCGGAACUCCGUUUCCCAUGUCUGAUACCCCUUACAGAGAAAAUCUCGCGAUGGACCCUUCUCCUGACCGUGCAGACGAAUUCGCCAACUGGCUGGCUCUGCCCCGGGACGUGACGGCGUCGAUCCUGAUGAGACUGGAGGCAUUCGAGAUCCUGACGAGCGCACAGAUGGUGUGCUCGCCGUGGCACAACCUCUGCAAGGACCCGUCGAUGUGGCGCGCCGUCCACAUGCGCAAGCCCUUCACCCUCUUGGGGUUCCCGUAUGACCUCGAGAAGAUGUGCCGCCACGCCGUCGGUCGCAGCUGCGGCCAAUUGGUCAAUAUCCACGUCGAGAACUUCGGCACCGACGAGCUCCUCAGGCACAUCGCUGAGAGUUCAAGUCAGCUCAAACACCUUCGACUUGUAAGAUGCCGUGGCAUUUCAAAUAAGGGAUUGAGUGGAGUGGCUGCAAAACUUCCAUUACUAGAGGAGCUUGACAUUUCUUACUGUUCAUUGUCAAAAGAAGCUCUUGAAGCUGUGGGCCGUUGUUGCCCUCAUUUGAAAUCACUCAAAUUCAACAAUUCAGGGCAGAAGUAUAGAGUGUGUGAUGAGGAGGCACUUGCUAUUGCGAAGUACAUGAGUGAAUUGCGCCGCCUCCAGCUUUUCGGAAAUAAGCUGACUAACGAUGGCUUGCAGGCCAUCCUUGAUGGUUGUCCUCACCUUGAAUCACUUGACCUACGCCAAUGUUUCAAUGUAACUCUGGCAGGAAAUUUGGGAAGAAUAUGUGCUGAACAGAUUAAAGACUUGCGGCAUCCCCAUGAUUCCACUUAUGACUAUGAAUUAGAGCUAGUUCUGCUUGCUUUGAUCUAAUGUCUAACUAUAUAUCAUAACAUCUAAUGUCUAACUAUAUAUCAUAACACUAUCUUACUAUAUAUUAA